Messenger RNA from Dermacentor andersoni, 5844 nucleotides. RefSeq lists its product as uncharacterized. Gene Ontology annotation, biological process: mitotic spindle organization; smoothened signaling pathway; protein localization to centrosome. NCBI's taxonomy places the organism in Eukaryota, Metazoa, Arthropoda, Arachnida, Ixodida, Ixodidae. The record is from RefSeq and is a predicted model, not a curated record. Gene Ontology annotation, cellular component: microtubule organizing center.
AGUGUGCGCCGUGGUUUGGAUGAUUAGGUACUCAAGAUAAAGACGUGAAGAAUGAUUUGGUUCCUUGGCAAUCACGCGAGAUUUCUCCCAGUUAAUCUUCUGGGAUGUGGUCGCGCAGUGUUCGGCCAAGGCAUUCGAUGCAGCGUGUCGUUUCUAGACGUCAUUCAUGGGCUGCUUAAAUCUUGUCUUGAAGUUGCCGGUUUCACCGACGUAGACAUACCGACAGUCCGCACACGGAAUGACAUACACCACGCCUGGGAACUUGUCCUUUUCCAAAGGGUCUUUCACAUGCACGAGCUCGUGUCUAGGUUUCCGAGAGGUCACGUGCGCAGCCUGCACGUCAUAUGACCACAGGACGCGUGCAAGAGUCUCGCUUAUGCCGGGGACGUACGGAAUCGAAGCCCGUCUUUUGGGGGGUCCAGGCUGGGUGGGUACUGUGCGAGCCAGCUGCAGUGCCCUACUGAGUCAAUGAAGUACUCAGGGUAUCCACAAGCCAUUAAUUCCCUCCGCACAAGUGCAUUGUCCGCCAUGCUGUCUUCCGCUGUUGUGCACACGUUUUUUUUUUUGUUUGUUUUUUUUUUAUCUUGACACCUUGACCCUUUCACGGUUCACCUAAACAAUAUACAAGCAGCAAUCAAGUUCACUGUUGAAGUGGAAUCUGAAGGCCAACUGCCGUUCUUGGACACCCUUGUGCAGCGAAAAGGGCCAGACCUGUUAUUCAAGUUGUUUAGGAAGCACACUCACACUGGCCGCUACCUAAACUACACAUCGGUGCACCCUGCUUCGCAAAACAGGUCUGUCGUUGGCUCUCUUCUUCGUCGGGCAAAAAACGGGCCUUAAUCGUGUUUUGAGACACACAUAAACAGGGGCGCCAGCUCUGCCGCUUCUCGGCCACACCGAUCCGGCCCAACCGACCACCCAGCGACGUACGUGCAUCGAUUUGACGUUAUGCAAGAAUGUGAUUGCAGGUGCGAAUGAAAUAUUAACCACCGAUCGAGACAGUAAAUGAGUUCGCACCUUUGUUCAAAAUUAUGUGUGAACUCCGUGUCGUGUGCUUAACGGCUUCGCUGGUCAAUCACAUUCGCACGCAGACUAAAUAAAAAUAUCAAACUCACUGUUAAAAAAAAAAACAAAAAAAAAGCAACGAGCCUGCCAGGAUUCGAACCUGGAAUCUUCUGAUCCGUAGUCAGACGCGUUAUCCGUUGCGCCACAGGCCCAGACGUUCAGGCGAGGUCUUAAAUAUAGUUUUAAUAAUUUUGACUCAAUUACCUAGCAUGAGUAUGUCGUUGUCGUGGUUUCAAGGCAUAAAAGCAGUGAAUUAAAGUACGCCGCGUGCGCUAGCAUUUUGUUGCAAAAUCAAACUGUUUCGGAUGGCAGCACUUUUCUCGACAACGCGAGAAUCAACAGGAGAAAGGGCACGGUACGGAUCAGUGGGAUCAGCUUGAAUCAGCUAUCAGUUCUCUAUCUUCUAUCAUGUACCAUGUCGACAUGGUGGGCAUACGUAUCAUUUGUCUAGGAAGAACAAAAUGGCGCAAUUUUCUAGUGCCUUAUUUUUGAUGUAAGCGCGUACAAAUAUAACUGCGUUUCAGGUAUCAGACCCUAUUGACACCUAAUGCGUUCAUUUGAUGGAACAUUCCACCAACAAGCGUAGCAACGCAAAUGGCGACUGCUCGUCGUUCCUGUGGAACCAGCUGGUAUCCGGGGCGCCUGUCGUGCUCGGUCUUGAUGCCUACAGGCCACCCGCUGUCAAGAUUAGAGACCAGGUGUUGAAUGCUGCUUUUCGGACGGCGUUAGAGAAGCGCACAGAACAGUCUGUUCUUUCAUCGUUGGCUGGUACCGUGCAAUCUUCCACUGAAAGUGAUGGCGUUGUCAUCAUACUGGACCAGGUGCCAGGUUGCGCACCAUCCCCAUUGCGCCAUAAUGUCAUCCAGGUGCCCUGCAAGUUUGACAAGGUUACCCCUGGAAGUGGCACCACUAGUACAAGCAAGGAAGAAUGGUUGUCUAAGUUGACGACCUUUGAGGAUGCCUGGGACUAUGCAUCGUUGGAGUGUGGGCUGGGCUUCAGCCUGGCUGUCAUUGUCGACUUGGCAGCCCGUGUCAAGGGGCCCUCUUGUGACCUGACUGUGACUGCAGUCACCCCACUGCUGCCAUUGCGCCUGGUGCCACUGUUCCCGAUUCCAGUGCUGAGGAGCGGCGUCCAGGAUACACUGUCCUCACCGCAUGCUGCAGCACUACCUGACUUUGGGUUCGUCACCUUGUGCGGGGACCACCUUUGCUUUCACUUCAAGCAUCAGAUUGAGGAUGGUGGCUUCAACUUUAUUGGAGUAUGGAUAAGUGGCGUGGCAUCAGUUGAGCAUCCCUUUAUUUGGCUUGUUUGUGCCCAGUUUGCCACAAGCCAGAGACUAGCUUCAAGGCCCAAGGACAUAUUUGUAGUGUGCAUUCUGUCGAGGCAAGCAGCAGCAGCAGUGGACCCUGGGGAGGUACCUGAGGAUGUGCUGUUCUACAAUUGCCUUUGCCAGAGUCAUGCAAGCCUUCGCUUCCAGCUAUGGCAGGGAGUGGCCACCACCUCUGUCGCCAGGGUGCCAUCGGCUUCAAAUAAAACAAUUAACAUAACCCUUGAAAAAAUCCUUUCUGGAGGUGCAGCUGAGACCUUUCACUCUGCCCUGAAGGAACUUGUGAAAACCCGCACGCCACUGGUGGCCACCCCGGAGCAGAGCAGCACUUCCGUCACUCAGGACUCAUGGGUUCCCACACCGCAGCCUGCAAGAAAGCAGAACUUCAAUAUGGCUCCAACAGUGCCCGACGUGUCUGACUUAUCAGUGGGCUUAUCGGUGCACUCGAGAUCAGGAAACAUGUCGUAUGGAACACAUGCUGUGACUUGCGAUACAAGGACAGGUGUAUUGAACAUUGGUUCGCUAGGAGGGUGCUUUGCUCAAUCGUCCGAUGUUGCACAGAACAGUCGGAAUACUGUAACACCAGCUCAAGGUGGACCAAGAACUCCUUUACAAAGCGGUCGUGUUCACGAUUACAACGUUGCUGUCGCAGAUGCCCAUUUCCGACUGACCCAGCAACAACAGUGUGUACCUCCAGCUUCUGCAACUGAGCAACACCUGGGAACAGAAUCAGUGCCUGUUGGUGUCUACGAGCUGAUCAGGCGCCAGGACGAGCAGUUGCUGGAGCUCAGACUGCAGAUUCAACGCCUCCUAUCUCCUGCACAAGAACAGAAUCAAUCAGGGCCACCGGCCUUGUCUCUCCAACCACUGGCUGGUGGGACUGGCAAAACAAGUGUGGAGAAACUGACUUGUAAUGCAGCGACCAUGACAGAAGCCAGCACACAGCUAGUGCAUCGAUCUGUUCAAACAGAGAAGACCACAACUGAAGAGUCCUCUGUUGAAAAGGGCUGCACUUUUUGUGGCCGUCGCAAGCAAGGACUGCCUGCAUCAGAAAUCCCGGAGCGUGACACUGAUUACACCAUCUUUUUUCCUGAGAAGUCCCCUCACUUGGCGCAAAAGCUUUCCCAGAAGCCUGGCCCAAGAACAGCACCGAACUUGACUCACAGAGAUCCUGCCCGGCAGCCCCCAAGGCCUGCCUUUGCACACAGCAAGACUUCAGAUCUGCUUGUCACACCCACUGUUUCCUUCAGUGAUGAUCUCUCUCUGUUGCCUGGCAGGUUGGAGAGAAGGAGUGUUUCCCAGGGAACAAUGCCGACGUCCUCUGCCGGGACGUUCAUCCACCCGCGGCUGCACUACGAAGAGGAGUCGCGGGUGAGCGGUCAGCGACGUGACGAGCUGAGCUUUCAGGUGGACCGCAUCGCGCACAAGUACUGCCCAGAAGGGGCUGGCCUGUCGGCGUCCCCGUUGACCAAGGGCGGAGUGCCGCUUUCGCAAGAUGCGCAGGCCUAUCUGCACAACUAUGGACUCGACUCCCGUAGAGCACGGGAGGACGCUGCCGGAAGAGUGGACAGCAUGGAGCACAUACUGGACAUUAGCGCUCUCAGGAGGCUGCCCAAGCUGCUCUGACCUCCGAGAUGGGUCGUUUGUCAAAGUGACACAGGCAUGCAUGACCAAGCAUGGCUAUGUGUGGGCCUCCUAGGACUCCAAAGAGUGAGAGAACUUGCAAGUUAGUUCCUUGAAUCUGGUGCAAUUUAAACGUUGCAGUCACAGCAUGCAUGUGUAGAUGAGUCAAUUGUGAAACCAUCUGGCACGGCAGCUUUUGUCUCACUACGCGUCUGCUACAGGAAUUGGCCAUGGCUCCUCAAUUAAGGUUGUGUGAGACUUGGAAAAUGAGUUUCAAAAGUUGGCUGUACAGCAGUGGUAAUAAAAGUUAUGCCUGUAAAAUUUGCAAGGAAUUUUAAAGAUAGACACACCUUGCAUUAAGCCCAAAAUUAGUUUUAAAUUUAAUUUAGUAUUUUUCAUUUUUGUUUACUUUUUCUGUAUAUGUACUUUUUUCUUAGAUCUACUAUUCGCAGAGUAUUGCAAUUUUGUACACAAGUAGCAAGCAACGCUUUACAAAAAUGGAACUAAAAUUAUGCAUGUGUAACAAAAACUAGAUUUGUUAUGCUUUUUUUUUACUUUUGUUAAUGCAUGAAAAUUGCCACUUAUGAAUGUUCUUUUUUUAAUUCCCUGGGCUGUAGUCUUUUGAAGUGUCAGCAUUGCUAUACCCUUUCUCUUUGUUUCUUCGGUCCUUUCUUUCCUGUUUCGCUUCAGAUCUCAGCUUGAAAUCACUUUUUUGGACCCGUAGUCUGUCUAUAGAUGUUAGUGUUGACACACAGAGAGGUCCAGGGCUGGCUCCCAAAUGUUUCAACACACUUUCUUGUGCUACAUUUCUAUAUACAGUACCGGUUGCCAUGAAAUUUCUGUUUUGCCAUUAGUCGCUGACUUCUUCCCAUUGUGAGUACAUCUACAGCACAGGUGGACAGCGUCAAAGCUUCAUGUGCAACCAUAAACAAAUGUUUGGUUCAAAACAGAAGAGCAACAUGAGCAGCCCUAGUGGCUGAAAAAUGUACUGCACACAAGACAAAAUUCCAAACUUCAGAGCAUAGACUUUCUGCAAGUAUCCGAAAUGAAGAGACCAUGUCGAGGUACACUCGCUUUUCUUGUGAACACGUCAAAGAAAGAGGAAGAAAAAAAAAAUUUUUAAACCGCGAAUACCCAAGUGUGAUAUAUUUUCUGAAAGAUAAAGAAAUUCUCUAUCAAAUAAUUGCAAAAUCUUGAAAUCGAAUUUUUUGACCAAACAAAGUCUUGCCCCGCCUUAAGACGUAGCUGACCAUGGUAACAACAGCUGCUUGAAAAUCUGGAGCAUUGGGCACUCGAAGAACAGAUGGUUAGUGCCAUUCUUCCUGUUUGCGCUGAUGUGGCACAUUUUUGCGUUCGAGCUGUGCCUCUUGAGUUCACUUGCAAAAUGCGGCUCUAGCAUGUGCACCACCUUUCAUGGCCUUCGGCUAGUUCCAACAAUGUAGAUCUCUGCAUCCCUAGCUGCGGUAUUGGUGCUGCUUGUGUCUUCAAGUGCCUUGUUCUACUUGACUGCUAAAGCUUUUGGAACGUGGAAUUUCACUUUACCUUCAUGCGGUGCUGUAGUUGCACGGGUAAGUGUCUGCUGCACCAUGCAAUUCUUGCAGGCAUUUAUUAGUGAAGAGCUUUCCCAUCGCUGCUUCUGAAGAUUUCGCACUAGGGUUUCCUCUUGUGUUUGCAUGCUUUCUGAUGCACAUCCACAGCAAUGCAAUAAGUCAUGUGCCAGAAAGCCAGACGUUCAGUUUAGUGCCUGCAUUUGAAUAGAUAUGAAAUUUGUGUAUUUCGCAAAAAAGAAAAUGGUAAUAAAUAGACAAUUCUGCCUUUUUUAUUGAUA